Hypoxylon fragiforme is the source of this 1824-nucleotide messenger RNA. RefSeq lists its product as uncharacterized. Gene Ontology annotation, molecular function: DNA-binding transcription factor activity, RNA polymerase II-specific; RNA polymerase II cis-regulatory region sequence-specific DNA binding. The record is from RefSeq and is a predicted model, not a curated record. Gene Ontology annotation, biological process: regulation of transcription by RNA polymerase II. The coding region runs from base 174 to 1703 and encodes 509 amino acids. The transcript is spliced from 3 exons. Gene Ontology annotation, cellular component: chromatin. NCBI's taxonomy places the organism in Eukaryota, Fungi, Ascomycota, Sordariomycetes, Xylariales, Hypoxylaceae.
CAACGUAAAUCUACACUUCCGUGGUUUCUUCAACGCCAUUCUCUUCUUUUUUCGAUCUAGAUUUGAUCGCUUAUUCCUUCACACACAUACACCACAUAUUUCUAUAAUCUACCUAACCUAGGAACCUACCAACCACCUAUUCACAAAAGCCAAUUGCGAUUAGGAUCAGUGUAAUGGAUCAUCCAUCGAGGGUAUUGGAACAGGCACGAGAGCAUCUCGAAGCCCUCAAGCAAUCCGGUCUUAGCCAUGACGCUCUGAUCGCCUUAUUAGGGGAAACAUCACAACAGCAGCAGCAGCAGCAACAGCCGCAACAACAACAACGGCAAAAUUCAGGAGUAGCUGACCACUCUUCCAUACCAAAUUUCAGCUACAGCAAUCCCUUCACCCAACCCCCUAGAGAGCGAACAUCCGUUUCGUCCCGAUCUAGCUGCUCAAGCCGCGAUAGCGUCUUCUCCUCGACAUCAACACGAAGCUCAGUCUCAUCGACGACAGCCCUGUCGUCGGAAGCAAAGUUCUGGUGCACGUCCUGUGACAAGACCUUCAAGCGGAAGUUCGACUGGAAGCGGCACGAGGAGGAGUUCCACGAGCGAUCGCGAAAGUACCCGUGCCCGAACUGCAACCAGAGCUUCUGGGGCCCCAACACGUUCAACCAGCACCACAAGUCCGCCCACGGGUGCAAGACGUGCCCGCACGCCGAGACCGUCGUCAAGCACCUGCGGAAGCGGCGGGCCUGGGGCUGCGGCUUCUGCGCCGCCCUGCACGGCAAGUUCGAGAAGCACAUCGACCACGUCGCCGUGCACUUCGAGUCCGGCUUCACCAAGGUCAACUGGCUGCACUCCAACGUCAUCUACGGCCUGCUGCACCAGCACCUCAUCCACGAGGCCUGGAAGGCCCUCAUCGCCCGGAAGCAGAACGACUUCGGAGGACACCAGCCGAUGUUCAGCUGGAGCCCGGAGUCGACGGGCCGCGCGCAGGGGUUCGUUGAAAAUGAGAACCCCGGCCAGCUGCAGGACCUCCUCGAGUUCUUCGACGGCACCAAGGAGUCCGCCGAACACGUCGUCGAGAUGGCGUACACCUGCGUGCACGUCGUCUUCCGCCCACGCUCGACGUCGCUGAGCCAGGGGGGAACGCCGCAGCCGUCGCCGACCACGACGCCCAAACACAUCUCCGUGAUGCCCCGAUCACCCGCCAUGCCUCGACGCUCCGCAUCGACGUCCGCGAUCCCCGGCAUAACAGCCCGACACAGCCGCCGGGUCCCCUCCGCCGACUCCUCGCGGCACACCACCACCACCACCACCACCACCAUCCCCGCGCCCAUGCCGCCGAGCCUCAGCCUAGCGAUCCCACACCAGCCGCAACGGCAACGGCCGACCAUGCUCAGCACCUACCAAAGCUACCCCCUCCAACCACAGCCACCACCACCACAACAACAACCAGCACGCUUCACAACCGACAAAGCCCUCCCGCCCGCGCCGCUAGCGCCCUCUCCGACCUCGCCCAUGAACCUUGACUUCCCCAUCUUCAAUCCCGAUGAUGGGAUGCUGCCGCCGCUGGACCUGUUGUCGGAGGACUGGAGGAGCUUUGCGAGUACGCUGGUGGAGGAGGUGGAGGAGGAGCAGAACCAGAGCCAGUGUCAGCAGCAGCAGCAGAGCAGUUUGUCCGGGAGCCACUUUCCGCUGACGUGGGAGGACUUGGGGCACUAAUUAUGCCCCGAGUGGUGCCGUGGCUCGGCUGGAAAUGCAUAAUAAUAUUGAAUGAAACGAUGACGAUGAAGAUGAAUCUUUUUGUAUGAUAGCUGGAGCUGGGGCUGUGUCAUAUCUACCA